UAAACUCGUUGUCGCAACUUGGCUAUAAAAUAAUCUCAAGCACCGGAGAAAAUGAGAUCACCUGGACUCUUCAGCGUGAGCUAUAAAUGUUAACAGAUAUAUUUCUUUCUAUGUCUUUGCUGUCUUUAUAUGUUUAGAAAUGGAUCAUGUCAAUUGUGAUCACACUCACUGCACAACUGCAAACCAAUCGGUUUGUCAGACACUAUCGGAAAUGGAAUGGGAGAGAGGAAUAUGGAAUGCUGCUUUUAAUGGUGACAAAGAAAAAGUGGACAAGUUAAUAAAUAAAGCAAACAAUGCUAAGGAAUUUGUGAAUAAGCCAGACAAUUCUGGGUACACCGCACUGCACUACGCCGCACGUAAUGGUCAUGUAGACAUAUGUAGAACACUGGUGGGGGCUGGAGCAUGUGUUGACGCUCAGACUAGUGGAUUGGCUACACCACUUCAUAAGGCUGCUGCUGCAGGUAAAGCAGCUACCGUGAAAUUCCUUAUUCAGUGUGGAGCAAAUGUGUUAAUGCAAGAUACGGAUGGCGAGACUGCUCUUCACAAGGCCAUAGCUAAUAAACGUACCGACCUGAUCAACAUUUUACUAGAAGCAUGUCCUGAACUUGCUAAUGUUAAAGACAAGAGAGGUCGUGUUGCAACCGAACUUUCACAGAACUGAAUAAUUUGAUUAUUAGAGAUUACUCUAUAGUGUAUUUCAUUGUCUUUCAAUCUGUGGGUCGCGACCCCCUGCGGGGACGCGAAGCCUCUGCCAGCCAUAAAGCAAUACAUACCUAAGUGAAAUAUUUUGUAUAUGAGAUGGGAUUCGCGUCAUGAAAAAUACUGGUCUAUUGAAUUGAAACAAGUUCAAUUUGUCAGAAAUUUUAUUUUUUCAUGAUUUCUAUAAUUUUAUUAAGUAUUUAAGUUAUUUUGAUGUCACACCUUUGAGAUUGUAAAUUAUAAAAAUUAUUACUAUGUUACUUCUGCUGUGCUGGAGACUAGAGGCUCUGUGAUUGUUGAGCCAAUUAGGAUUCUAGUUCUAGCUAAAUUGGUUAUUCAAUACUUAGGCUAUGGAAUGUCCAAUUCAGCUAGAACCCUAAAUGACGCAACAAUCACGAAACGUGACUGUACCAGUGUGCAUUGCUUUUAUAUGAAAAUAAUAUUGUUAUGGCUAAUGGCCACGUUCCCUAUAAUGAUAUAGGGAUAGGGUCAUUGGAAACUUAAGAUUAACAUGGUGAAUAAGUAUGAAAUGGUCCCUGUAUUGUUUAUAUUAUAUUAUUUUAUAUAGAUUAGAAAGCCAUAAUUAUUUUAUUGACAUCGAAUAUUGUUUACUUGUUUGAUAUAAUUUAAUUAGUUGGAAGUUUCGAAGUUAAUGCUGUGUUUUAUGUUAAGUUGUUUAUAUUUUUUUAUAUAUAGAGUCAUUUAUACAUCUUGCAGCCCUGUUACAGUGUUAUUUACAUUUCCAGGGUGUUGCGAUAUGUUUAUAUAUGUUAUUAUGAUUCUGUGAUUCGCCCAAUAUUAUAAUAUAAAACUUAUUUUGAUGCUUAUAAAGUUAUAUGGCACUUGAAAAAUCACAAAGGUUUUAAUUUAUAAGUAGUAGUAUAAAUAUAAUAGAAGGAUAUUUUUGACCAAAAUGCCAUUUUAAAGAUACCGUUUUAAUUUAUAAAAUAAAGUGAUGUUAAAUAUGUUAGGAACAUUUUUAAACAAAAAUAUCUCUAUACAUUUUGCUAUUCUAUUUUAUGUAUAGGUUAAGAUUAAUAAUGACAUUUCAUCACAAUAUAAUAAUAAGCCAUCUGUAGUCACCUUUAUUGCUCAUGGCAUCCCUUGACAACCACUAUCGAAGAUUCUUCACAUAAGAUAGGGUUACUUUUAUUUAGUAACCGAUAGAGUUAGACGAAAAGUCUGCAUCGAUUUUGAUAGCCCACGCAGUGCAAGCGUCAUUAUAAACGUCAAUCUUCUAUCAAAUUAUGACGUAUAAAUGACACUUGCACUGCGUGGGCUAUCAAAAUCGCUGCAGAGUUUUCUUGGUCUAUUUGCUUUAUACAAUCACAAAUAGUAGUGAACUCUAUGCUAUCGGCAUAAAGUUCAUCUUCAUGUCUAUUUCCAAGUAUGGGAUUGUGAAGUGAUUUUGAGAUUGGUUGUUGAGUCUUUUUGAAAGUACUAUUUCUUAGUCCUAUGCCUAGUUUACACCUGACGGAUUCUCAAUUAAAGUUAUUGUCGUUGUGGUGCAAUGUGUUUGUUUAAUUAUCGUAUACUUGCAAAUACUUAGUUGUUAAUUAUAAGAACCACAACGCGUGUUUUGAAUUAUACCUGCAUGUGUGUUUUGCAGUUUUAUGUCCAUUCCAAGAGGGUUAAUCUUAAGUUUUAUCUAAAAUAUCGUCAUGUGUAAACAAAGCAUUUAUUUCGUAAUUUGGUAAUUUUUGUAGCGGUUAUCGCAUUAGUAGAAACAUAAUCAAUUUUAUAUUUUCCACUUACACCUUUGUACUAACAAUGUUUUAGUAAUAAUAAAACGCAUGAAUGUAAA
Cydia fagiglandana is the source of this 2503-nucleotide messenger RNA. RefSeq names its product ankyrin repeat domain-containing protein 39. The record is from RefSeq and is a predicted model, not a curated record. Gene Ontology annotation, molecular function: protein binding. Bases 140 to 661 code for a protein of 173 amino acids. NCBI's taxonomy places the organism in Eukaryota, Metazoa, Arthropoda, Insecta, Lepidoptera, Tortricidae. The transcript is spliced from 3 exons.